Ichthyophthirius multifiliis is the source of this 837-nucleotide messenger RNA. RefSeq lists its product as hypothetical. The transcript has 2 exons. NCBI's taxonomy places the organism in Eukaryota, Ciliophora, Oligohymenophorea, Hymenostomatida. The record is from RefSeq and is a predicted model, not a curated record.
AUGAAAUUAUCAACAUCAACAGAAUGGCUAUAUUUUCAUUUAUGGAAAAAAAAUAGUCAAACAGGUGCAAGUUGCCCUGGAGUAUUUUUAGUUGAUACAAUAAUAUAUAGAUGGGCAUAACCAUAUUUUUGGUACUUUACCAAUCGAGAAGGUUAAAUAAUACGAAAAACAAAAGAACGUAUAGAUAUAUAAAAAGCAUAAGAUAUAUUCAUAUAUAAUGUUCCUUAAUCUGGAAUAGUAGCAUAAUAUUUAGUUUCUUAAAAUCAUAAUUAGCAAUAAUAAGAAGUUAUAUAGUUUGAAUAUUUUAAUGAAGAUUAAUUUAAUAUAUUUAUUCAUUAGCGAGAGAAAAACUUAAAUGCAAUUCUUUAGAAAUUUAUAUAGCCAAAAGGUGGUGUAAAUUCAUUAAUAAAAAUAUCCUGGUCCCCAUAAUUUUGUUUAUUAUAUAGAAAAACAAACAUUAAUAAAUUAGAUAAUACAAAGGUACCUAUGAAUGAACGUUUAUGUACAUUCGAAGGUCCUGAAUAUUUAGCAAUAUAAGAUAGUAUAACAUCCCCAAUAUUAUCAGCAGACUUAGAACAAAUAUGUGUAAAUAUAGUAAAACAUAUAUAAGACAUAAGUGGAGGAAACAUAUAAAUAUCAAGAAUGGUAUUAUAUUUUAAAUUGGAUGACAAAAAUAGACUUUGGCUUCUUUUUUGUACUGGUUUGAAGGUAAGAGAACGUUUUUAAGAAUACAAAGAAUUAAAUACAAAUACCUAAUAAAUACCUAGAAUGCUAUCUCCAAUAUUUAAACUUUAAAAAACAAUUACAAAGCACAUAAUAUAAUGGGAACCUUAAUGA